Molecule: messenger RNA, 1156 nt
Organism: Microplitis mediator
Lineage: Eukaryota; Metazoa; Arthropoda; Insecta; Hymenoptera; Braconidae
Exons: 5
Coding region: 266-1156 (296 amino acids)
Source: RefSeq, a predicted model, not a curated record
UUUGGCUGUGAAAAGGGCCAUGACACCAUGAGGCCAAAUCACUGAAAAUAACUUGUUCUAUACUUAGAAAAAUCUUUUUACUCUCCCUGUGGUCUGUAUUUCUAAACGAACUUGUAUCGUUCGUAACCCUGACGCGAUAUCAGUCUCCGUGAAGCCUCCGAAGCGCGUACAACAGUGGUAUAGUUCUCGUAGAUUCUAUAAAUUUAAUAAAUCAGAUUUUUUUACACUAAUCAGUCAAUUGUUGUUACCAACGUUAUUUUCAAUAAUGGAAACUGAACCGUUAAUUGAUAAAAGCUCUGAUUAUGACGAAAACAUCGGUAGACGCUACAUAUGGAAAAAUAGUCUUGAUUUUUGCAUAUGUUUCAUCAUUUUUUUUUUUUUCGACGCAGCACCGAUGUUGUGUGCGACAAUAAUAGUGACGAGAACCCUAGAAUCAUCUGAAGAAAUUUUCUUCCCGUUUGGAUUGAUGACAUUUACAUUUAUAUUUAUCAAUGUCGUUCGCAUAUCGUUACCAGCAGAUAUAUAUUGGAUGGGAUUGAAAAGAGACGAUUUCCAUAAAUGUUCGUCACUUAAGUUCGACCGCAUUCACGGCAUGGGGGAAUCCGUAGUGAUGAUUCUUUGCGUUCUGACUUUGCCCCUGUGCUUGUUGUCUACUCUGAUGGAUACAUUACCACCACCUGCAGAUCCUCAUGAGGAUCGAAUUCAAAACAAAAUAGUUCUCAUCAUCAUGACCAUAGUUUAUUGCAUAUGGUUGUUUAAUGUCGCAUUUAAAUUGAUGAUUAAAUAUAUGGUAUUUUAUCGAAAUAAACAAAGAUCAAGUUCCAACAGUACAAUUAUAAGACAAAACAUUUUUGACAAUAAGUUAUAUUAUAUUUCCAUAUUCAAAGAUGCGAUAUCUUCUGAUAGAAUAAGUAUGUUCAGAGAAAGAAUAGCCAUCAAAUUAUCGCAAUGGAAUACCAGAGAAAUAAAAACUGAUAAAGAAGAAAAUAGCGGCGACGAAAAAAUGGAUUGCAAUGUUGAUGUAAAUGAUGAUAAUCUUGAUAAUAAUAAUGAUUAUAAUGAUAAUGAUGACAACAUCAUGGUAGAAUCAAGUACAGAAGUACGCAAAGUAGGAGUCGGAUCCGCUGAAUUGAUAACAAAAUUGCUAAAUGUAUGA